Molecule: messenger RNA, 2951 nt
Organism: Pecten maximus
Lineage: Eukaryota; Metazoa; Mollusca; Bivalvia; Pectinida; Pectinidae
Exons: 5
Coding region: 112-1410 (432 amino acids)
Source: RefSeq, a predicted model, not a curated record
ACCAGGUAUUUCCCUAUUGUCAGAUAUAUAGGUUUGCCGUAUCUCAUACAGAGAACAAUUUCUCCAGACAAGCCCUCUUGGACCACAAUCCGACUAUAUAAGGUGCCCAAUAUGCUGUGGGCCAGUGUGAUCGCAGUGGCUGUUAGUGCUGUUGUGGCUCAAGACUUUUACCACGACCGUACCUAUGGGGUAGGAGUGAUGCCUUCCAGGGAUCGGCUGUAUGGUUCACAAAGGAGAGUGAUGGACAGGACUUAUCAGGAAACACACGGGAUCAACGGACAUAACCCUCAUGUGCAGGAUAGGCAAUUCAUUGACCCCAUCGAUACCGGAUACGGCCAGACAAGGACAAGAAAAGUUAUCCAUAAACCAGUGGUAGACACAGGGUAUAUCGCACCUAAACCUAUGCAUACUGGUAACAUGAAACCAAAUUCUAACCAAUACAUACAACCUAAGCUUAUAAGUCCAGUGGAUCCUGGAUAUGUGGAACCCAAAGGUCACUUGGGUACUGGGUACGUCAAAUCCGUACCUCAUGGUCAAUUAGACACUGGGUAUGUAAAGCAUAAACUUGUUGAUACAUUUGACGCUUCGUAUGUACCUACUAAGCCUAUUGGUCCAAUAGACGGUGGUUAUGUUAAUCCAAUUAAAGGAACACUGGUUGAUCCUCUACGUGAUAGUGUUUUAGAUACUGGGUACGUGAAACCCGUACCUCAUGGUCAGUUGGACACUGGGUAUGUAAAACCUAAACUUGUUGAUCCAUUGGACGCAGCGUAUGUACCAGCUAAACCUUUAGGUCCAAUAGACAGUGGUUACAUAGGCCCAAAGUUACCUGUAGAUGCCCAAUACGUCAAACCAAAAGUAACCAGUCCGUUAGACCCAGGUUAUGUUGGAACCAAAGGAACCAAAUUACUGGGUCCCGGUGACGUAGGAUAUGUUGCACCAGGUCCAUUCGGUGGAAAGAUUGUCGAUCCAAUAAAAGGACACGGGCGAGGACAUCAAGGACCUAUCGGACCAUUUGGAGGAGCACGUGUCAAAGGGCCAGGCAUUAGCACAAGUGACUUCGUGGCUGUUGAUGAACCAGCUCUUCCGGUGAGCGGAAACGUAUUCAGAGAACCUUCAUUAGACAGUUUACCAAGAGGCUCUUUAGGCCAGGGACACUUCCCUGAGCAAAGACGGUUACCAUCGGACAUUCGUUUGUCAGGACCAACAGGACAGAGAAACAAUAGGCCGUUUAUUGAAAACAAUAGGCCAUUUAUUGAAGGUGUUUCUCAUGGUCAGCAACAUAUGCUUACACGACCAUUAGAACCUAUACCACCACCUAUGGCAGAAAAGAAAAUAGCAAUGAAGAAGACCGGAAGGAGUGACGCAGAAAAACGAAGCUAUUAUCAGAAGCUACGGAACUUUGAUGGUUGAGCUAACUGCCGACACACUACAACAUGUGCAAUACCCUAUUCCUGACUGUGAUAAGACUCCUCCUUCAUAACCAGUCCAUGAUCAGGAACAUGUUCAACAUUGAAUUACACACAACAGUACCGGAUAUGGCUGUGUGUUCGGUUUCAUUAUUGAAGGACGGAGUCCAGAAAGAUAAUGCGAUGUUAAUUGGAAUCGAUAGUAGCUGUUAGUUUCAUUGCGGAUGGUCGAACUUCUACAGAACAAUGUGAUAUUUAAAACAUCACUUCCAGUAUUGUAAUGAAACCUCGUUUUUUCAAAUCUAAAAAAUAACAAAAAAUUUGGAAUAAAGAAUAUAAAUGGUUUGUGCUAGAAGUUGAUUGUUACAAUAUGUGCAAUGAUAUUUCAAUUACAGCAUAUAAUAACUGAAUUUAUUCAAAAGAAAAAAAGUUCAAAUUAGUCGUUUUAAUAAUUAUAGUAUAAAUCGUCCAUAAAUAGUUUUUUCUUUACAUUUCUUUAGUAUAGUGUGUUACAUAACUUCAUAUAACUUCUAUUAUACAUAAUCCAGCAUGUUUGAGAGUAGAUAUCAUAUUGUCACUGGAAGCUUGGCUUGAUUUACGAGUAUUCAUCGAAUGUGUCCAGGUGUGUGUGAGGGUGUGUACGAGAUUCUAGUAUCUAGAAGAAUAUACAUUUACGUAUGACGCAUACAACUACAAAUCAUGUAUUGUUCUAUGGUGAAUAUUCAUAACUGUAUUAAGUAAUCAUAUAAUCAAACUGUAACAAUGAUACAUACUGCAUGAUAAUGAUACAUGUAGGCACUGAGGCAUAAUAUCAAUCAAAUUCACAGUUCUUUCUAAACUGUGAACUGCAGUACCAAUAACAUGAUAUACUACCUAUCGCUUACCGUGGCCUUAUUGGUCUCCCAUACAAUUGUCAACAGUUGAGGUACAUAUAUUUAUAGUGUACUCAUGGUUCCAUACGAAUCAAUAUGCAAGCAAAUCAAGAAUUGAGUUUUUGAGUAUUUAUUAUUUUGACUCAUUUUCUUGUGUGAUGUUAGUACAAUACUUAUUUUAUGCACAAACAAAUGCUGAAUAUAAGCUAAAAAUGUAUAAAAGAAAAGAUCUUUUGUUUUUGUUUUUUGUUUCUGAUGUGAUAUAGUAGUGUAAUAAGUAAAAUUCAUUAAUAUAUAAACUGCCUGACCCUUGUGUUUACCUGGCCAAAGUGUUAAUGUACAAUAACAUUGAUUUAUUAAUGUAAUUACCGAUCCUUUGACCUUCGGGUGUGUAAAGAGUCGGCUGGCCAGUUGUUUCCCUAUAAGAUCAUGUAAUAGUUCAAAAGUUUAAGGUAGUACGUGCCAGCAGAAUCGUACCUGUCAGCUUAAUCCCUCUGUUCCAAAGAGGGGAAACGAUAUUUGCUUAAGGGCACUUGUAAACAUAUGUGUGACCAAAUGAGGAUUACUUAUUGCUUCAAAAGAAGUAUUUUAUGCUUACAAGCCACUGACAUUAAUCAACUAUUUGUUUUCUUAUAUUUUGUAUAUUUUUACUUAUUAAAACAUCUCAAAGUUA